GCUUUGAAUGCGUAUUGGGAAACUGUUAAAAUGCAUUCACGGCAGCAGAUGGCAGCAAGUGUUUGUAAAACGAGGAUUCUCUUACCAGUUCUAAUUCAACACAGUUGGAUGGCUCAUAGAGGCAACUGGAUUUUUGGAAGGCCCAAGAUUUGUACUUUCUGAGAAUGCUAAGGGGCAGAGGAAAAAUGGAAAAUAAUAAGACGGAAGAAGAGAAUCAGUGUAAGAGGAAGUUGAGGGUGUGUGUGGCAACAUGCAACAGAGCAGACUACUCCAAACUGGCCCCCAUCAUGUUUGGGAUCAAAAACCAGCCUGACGAGUUUGACCUGGAAACCAUGGUGCUUGGCUCACAUCUCAUUGAUGAUUACGGGAACACUUUCCGUAUGAUCGAGCAGGAUGACUUUGACAUCGGCUCCAAGCUCCACACCAUUGUGAGAGGAGAGGAUGAGGCCGCCAUGGUGGAGAGCGUUGGGCUGGCUCUUGUGAAACUCCCCGAUGUCCUGCAGAGGCUGCGCCCUGACAUCCUGAUCGUCCAUGGCGACCGUUUUGACGCGCUGGCCCUAGCGACUGCUGCAGCGCUGAUGAACAUUAGAAUACUUCACCUGGAGGGAGGAGAGGUGAGUGGUACAAUCGAUGAUUCAAUCCGCCACUCCAUUAGUAAACUGGCCCAUUACCACGCCUGCUGCACACGCAGGGCAGAGCAGCACCUUAUCGCCAUGUGCGAGGACCACUCUCGCAUCCUGCUGGCCGGCUGCCCCUCAUAUGAUAAGCUGCUGUCAAAAAAUCACAGAGACGACUACAUGGAUAUCAUCAAGAGCUGGCUGGGUGACAAGGUGCAGGAGCGGGACUACAUUGUGGCCUUGCAGCACCCAGUCACCACUGACAUCCAGCACUCCAUUAAGAUCUACGGGCUGAUGCUGGAUGCCCUGAUCUCCUUCAACAAAAAGACCCUCAUCCUCUUCCCUAACAUUGACGCCGGAAGUAAGGAGAUGGUGCGCGUGAUGCGAAAGAAGGGCAUCGAGCAGCACCCCAACUUCCGGGCAGUGAAGCACAUUCCCUUUGAGCAGUUCAUCCAGCUGGUGUGCCACGCCGGCUGCAUGAUCGGGAACAGCAGCUGUGGGGUACGAGAGGCAGGGGCCUUUGGCACGCCCGUCGUUAACCUGGGAACAAGGCAAACCGGCAGAGAAACGGGUGAAAAUGUUCUACAUGUCAGAGAUGCCGACACUCAGAAUAAGAUCUACCACGCUCUGGAGCUGCAGUUUGGAAAGAGAUACCCCUGCUCUAAGAUUUAUGGCGAUGGCAACGCAGUUCCUCGUAUUCUCAAGUUUUUACAGACCAUUGACCUGGAUGAGCCCCUCCAGAAGACUUUCUGUUUCCCCCAUGUAAAAGACUCCAUCUCCCAGGACAUCGAUCACAUCCUGGAGACACAGAGCGCUCUGGCUAUUGACCUCGGAGGGACCAACCUCAGGGUGGCGAUCGUCGGCAUGAGUGGUAAGAUGGUAAAGAAGUAUACCCAGUCCAAUCCCAAGAACUUUCAGGACAGGAUGCAGCUCAUGUUGAAGAUGUGUGCGGAUGCCAUGCGAGACGCUGUCUGCCUCAACUGUAGAAUCCUCGGUGUUGGAGUCUCUACGGGGGGGCGCGUAAACCCCCAAGAAGGUGUGGUCCUGCACUCCACAAACCUGAUCCAGGAGUGGUCCUCUGUGGACCUGAGGACACCCAUCUCAGACGCACUGCAACUACCCGUCUGGGUGGACAAUGACGGCAACUGUGCUGCAUUGGCUGAGAAGAAGUUUGGUCACGGAAAGGGGGUGGAGAACUUUGUCACUGUCAUCACAGGAACGGGUAUUGGAGGAGGGAUUAUCCAUCGCAGUGAGCUGAUUCAUGGCAGUACCUUCUGCGCUGCAGAGCUGGGCCACAUCAUGGUUUCAUUAGAAGGCCCAGCGUGUUCGUGUGGCAGCAACGGAUGCAUCGAGGCUUACGCGUCCGGCAUGGCCCUGCAGAAAGAGGCCAAAAGGCUGCAUGAUGAGGACCUGCUGAAGGUAGACGGGAUGGAUAUGAAGCUCACGGAGCAGAUCACAGCUGCCCACCUCAUCAAUGCAGCCAGACUGGGGAACCAAAACGCUUACGAUGUUCUGAACAAAGCCUCCACAGCUCUAGGUGUGGGCAUCAUUAACAUCCUCCACAUAGUGAACCCCACGCUGAUUAUUCUGUCUGGGAUCUUGGCCUCUUACUACCAGGUCCCAGUGCAGCGCAUCAUCUCUGAGAGAGCCCUCGACUCUGCCAAGAACAUCAACGUUGUCACAUCAGAGUUGGAGGAACCUGCUUUACUUGGAGCGGCUAGCAUGGUGUUAGACUAUGCAACCAGAAGGAUAUAUUGAAGGAUGUGGUCCUGAUUCACAAAGGACUUAUACCAACAAAAGGACUGCAAAACUGAAGUAGUACCUGUAUUACCCUGAUAGAUACAUAAGCAUAUCUAGGGGAUCCAUUUUUGAAGGCUAGACAAUGAUGAUGCAAGCCAACCAUCAGGCCAGUGUGAAGCACAGGUUGAACAAUUUCAAAAAUGUCUGUAUAUAAAUUUUGCCUGUUGAGUCCACAAAAACACAAAUUCUCAAGCCUGUGAAAAUGCUGCUGUCACCAUUCCGGAUAUCCAGUUCCUAUCUGGAUAGAUCACAUGUGAAGUGGGUCCAUUUCAUGGACAGGAAAUUCCUUUCUUAUCUACAUUCUUCUUUUUUUUUUUUUUUUUUUUUUUUUUUUGCAAUUAACCUUUUCAGCUUUUGACUAAACGGCAAUGACAUCUUCAAAUCAAAAAUACCCAUACAAAGCAGGACUAACACAAUCUACUUUGAUGUAAUGGGGGUGGAUUGAAAAGUCUGUUUAUUAUAGAAAGCUUGUAUCAGAUGUGACCAAAAUAUUGCUUAAACAUUCUCCUGAGGCUUCCUCUCAAUUCACCUUAAUUGCUUGUCGUCUCACUUUCAUAUUAAUGUUGUAUGGAAUUUUCAUUGUCGCUUUUAUCCAGUUUUGGGAUCAGAGUAACUUUAAGGUUAUAAAGUUAGGUAUCCAUAUUUGGUUAUGCAUUAAAUUAUUUUAGGUGUGGGAAAAAAAUUAAGUAUUUAAAAAUAACAGUUUAUCUAGUUGGUGAUCUUGAAGGUUUGUGGGGUAAGAAAGAGUAAUUGAAAAAUCACUUUAAAUGCUAUAAUGACAUGUUGAGGUAGAAAUUGAUUUAGCUGCUACAGUAUGAGAAUGUCCUGAGGGUGAGCCCUUUGCCUGUGUCAGCUGUUAUUUUUAACCAUUUCAUUGCCACGUGCCUUUUGAAGAUAUAUUUUUUCUCAAAAUGAUUUACAUGGUUUGUAUGUACAGUGACAUACUGUAUUGUACAUUACAUUCUGAUGGAAUUUCUUUUUGGUUUAUGUCCAAAUAAAUGUCUUGGUCCACAUUA
Molecule: messenger RNA, 3433 nt
Organism: Anoplopoma fimbria (sablefish)
Lineage: Eukaryota; Metazoa; Chordata; Actinopteri; Perciformes; Anoplopomatidae
Gene: gne
Product: glucosamine (UDP-N-acetyl)-2-epimerase/N-acetylmannosamine kinase
Exons: 15
Coding region: 165-2375 (736 amino acids)
Biological process (GO): UDP-N-acetylglucosamine metabolic process
Molecular function (GO): hydrolase activity, hydrolyzing O-glycosyl compounds; N-acylmannosamine kinase activity; UDP-N-acetylglucosamine 2-epimerase activity
Source: RefSeq, a predicted model, not a curated record